Microdochium trichocladiopsis is the source of this 1317-nucleotide messenger RNA. RefSeq lists its product as uncharacterized. NCBI's taxonomy places the organism in Eukaryota, Fungi, Ascomycota, Sordariomycetes, Xylariales, Microdochiaceae. The transcript is spliced from 2 exons. The record is from RefSeq and is a predicted model, not a curated record. The coding region runs from base 19 to 873 and encodes 284 amino acids.
CUUCGAACAUACGUCAAGAUGCACUGGGCAAACCUCUUCUCGUCGCUGCUGCUGCUGCUGCUCGCAACGCCCGCGUGGGCCGGCAGCCGGGGCAUGUGGUUCUGGAACGCCCAAAAGAUCCAGAGCCAGACCGAGGUGACGCAGCUCAUCAACUUUGCACUAAAGUACAAGAUCGGCACGCUCUACACAGAGAUGAACACGGACCUGGGUAACGCUGCCUACCAGAGCUUCGUAGCGAAGUGCGCAGGCAACGGCAUCCGCGUGCAGGCUCUCAUAGGAGACUCCAGCUGGGCCACAGCCGAGGGCUUCCCAAACCUCAAGCCGAAACUCGACUGGCUCAAGCAGUACCAGGCGAGCGCCCCGGCGGCGUCGCGCUUUAGCGCUGUCCACUUUGACGUCGAACCGUGGACAAUCCACCCUGACUGGGAGAACAACCGCGCCGGCCUCACAACCGGCCUCCUCCGCGUCGCCGAGGCGAUCAUCAAGGUCGCCGCUGAAGACCUCGGGAACCUGCCCGUGGAGGCCGACGUCCCCUUCUGGGCCAACGAGAUCGACUGCCCGGGCUACGACGUCACCCUGGACGUGUGGAUGUUCCGCCGCAUCGCGGCCACCCACUUCAUGACCUACCGCAACACGCCCGACGCCUUUAUGGAUAUCGCCAACAGGGCCCUCGUCAGGGGCUCGGGAGAGGGCAAGCCCGUGUGGCUGUCCAUCGAGACGGUCAAUACCGGCGAUAACAUCCAGAGCUACUACGGCUCCACGCUCCAGCACUUCCUCAGCGACCUGAGCAUCGUCGAGGGCAGGGCAGGCAAGUUCUCAGGCUAUGCCGGCAUGGGCAUCCACUACUACGAGGGCAUGCGGGCCUUGCGUUAGUUUGCAACGCUACUCUCGCUGGACUAUUUUUGCCUUUCCUACAUCUCUUGCCUGGAAAGGCCCAACCACUGCAUGCGACUGGGAGCAAAUCAUACAAUGGAUCAAGCAAUGCAAAACCGGGCCAUCUCCCAUUCGCCCCAGCUCGGUAGCUAGGAAUGGAGCCGCCGUAAAUGAAGGCGUUGAGAGAGACCGAACCGGACGAAGAGACUCCAAAAGGAAUUCCCUGUAGCAGCCUAGUCUAGCACAGACAAUAGCUUAGUAUCAAACACAGGGUGGUCUAGCGAUUUUUUGAUGUCACGGUAGCCUUCUCUGACCCUAUCAAGGGCUACUGACUUGUCUAAGCCUUGUACCGCAAAUUACUCGUCCUUAUUAUCCUCUUCGGCUUUUUCUAGUCAGGGAUACCUAGAUAAUAUAAGCGCCCGACUAGUGUUGGGUAUAUGAUAG